GGUUUUCAAAUUCUGACUUUUAUCUAGACACUUGAACCAUAUGAUAGAAGAAGAACGUUUCUGCAGGAUCAGUGUAUAUUAAAAAUUUUGGUUCAAAUAACUUUUAUAUAAUUUUCUAUUUGAUAAAAUCAAGAGCGAAAGGAUAUGGAGCAACAAGUAAUUAAGGAAGAAAUCGAAAUUCACAAUGAUUUUAUUUGUAAUAUGAAUAUUAAAAAAGAAUUAAGUGAAGAAAUGCCUAUUGCUGCUUUUCAAAAUGUAGAUGAAAUUAGUAUGCAUCCUGUUAAACAAGAAAUAAGUGACGAUCUAAACACAGUUCUGGUAUUUGAAGAAUCUAUGAUUGCCGCAAAAACAGGAGAAUGUACUAAUUUGUACGAUAAACCUAACAUUCCAAACAAAUUAGAACAUUUUAGAAUAAAACCAGAUGGAAAACAUCUGGUUCGGAAUAUGAUUGGUGGGAUUAUAAUCUGUGAGUUGUGUGGAUUAUUAUAUACGAAACAAAUCGAAUUCCUUUGGCACUUUUCCACAAGACAUUGUAUUAAACAGAAAUUUUACCAGAGAAAUAGAUGUAAAAAAAGGGAAACAACGGACCCUCCUGUUAACGAAAUUGAGAAAAAUGAUAUAGUUCAGCUUUAUUUCAAAGAGGAAGAAGAUAAUUUUAAGUUGAGUUUAAAUGAAUGCCAGACAUUGGAAAAAAGUGAUGGAGAUUUGUCUGGAAAAAAGCCAUUCAAAUGUGACAUUUGUCUGAAAAAUUUUUCACAAAAAUAUAGUUUGAAACGACAUUUGAUUAGUCAUUCGGAAGAAAAGCCUUUUAAAUGUAAUGUUUGUAUGAAAACUUUUUCACAAAAAUAUCAUUUCAAUAUACAUUUGCAAAGCCACUUAGGAGAAAAGCCAUUCAAAUGUGACAUUUGUCCAAAAACUUUUUCACAGAAUAGUUCUUUGAAUAUACAUGUAUGUGGUCAUACUGGAGAAAAACCAUUCAAAUGUCACAUUUGCUCAAAAACCUUUACACAGAAAUACAGUUUGAAAAGACAUUUGUUUCUCCAUACAGGAGAAAAGCCAUUCAAAUGUGAUGUAUGCUUGAAAACAUUUUCAGAAAAAUUUCAUUUCAAUCUUCAUUUGCACAAUCACACUGAAGAAAUGCCAUACAAAUGUGAAAGUGCUUUGGGGACCCAUUUGCACAGUCAUACAAGAGAAAAACCAUUCAAAUGUGACAUUUGUUUAAAAACUUUCUCAUAUAAAUUUAGUAUGAAAAGACACUUGUUGAGUCAUUCAGAAGAAAAGCCAUUUAAGUGUAACAUUUGUAUGAAAACUUUUUCACAAAAAUUCCAUUUUAAUAUACAUUUGCGCAGACACUUAGAAGAAAGGCCAUUCAAAUGUAACAUUUGUUCAAAAACUUUUUCACAGAAAAGUUGUUUGAAUGUACAUGUAUGUGGUUAUACAGGAGAAAAGCCAUACAAAUGUGAAAGUGCUUUGAAGACACAUCUGCACCGUCACACAAGAGAAAAGCCAUUCAAAUGUGAUAUUUGUUUUAAAACUUUUUCUCAGAAAAGUAAUUUGAAUACACAUUUGCUUAGUCAUACGGGAGAAAAGCCAUUCAAGUGCGAAAUUUGUUUAAAAGCUUUUUCACAGAAGUAUAAGAUGAAAAUACAUUUGCGUAUACAUACAGGGGAAAAUAAAUUUAAAUGUGAGAUUUGUUUGAAAACUUUUUCACAUAAAAUUAGUUUAAAUUCACAUAUGCGUAAUCACACGGGUGAAAAACCAUACAAAUGUGACAUUUGUUCGAAAACCUUUUCACAGAAAUACAGUAUGAAAAGACACUUGUUGCUUCAUACAGGAGAAAAGCCAUUCAAAUGUGAUGUUUGCUCAAAAUCUUUUUCAGAAAAAUAUCAUUUCACUCUACAUUAUCGUAAUCAUACUAGAGAAAAACCAUAUAAAUUUGAAAGUGCUUUGACCCAUUUGCUUAAUUACAAAAGAGAAAAUCCAUUUAAAUGUGAUAUUUGUUCGAAAACUUUUUCACAUAAAUAUAGUUUGAAAAGACAUUUGUUUCUUCAUACAGGAGAAAAGCCAUUCAAAUGUGAUGUUUGCUUGAAAACAUUUUCAGAAAAAUAUCAUUUUACUUUACAUUAUCGUAAUCAUACUAGAGAAAAGCCAUACAAAUGUGAAAGUGCUUUGGGGACCCAUUUGCACAGUCAUGCAAGAGAAAAGCCAUUCAAAUGUGACAUUUGUUUGAAAACUUUUUCACAUAAAUAUAGUAUGAAAAUACAUUUGUUGAGUCACUCAGAUGAAAAGCCAUUUAAGUGUAACCUUUGUAUGAAAACUUUUUCACAAAAAUUUCAUUUCAAUAUACAUUUGCGUAGCCACUUAGGCGAAAGGCCAUUCAAAUGUGAAAUUUGUUCAAAAACUUUUUCACAGAAAAGUUGUUUAAAUGUACAUUUACGUAGUCAUACAGGAGAUAAGCCUUUUAAAUGUGACAUUUGCUUGAAAGCUUUUCCACAGAAAAUCCAAUUGAAGACACAUUUGCAUAGUCACACAGGAGAAAAACCAUUCAAAUGCGACAUUUGUUUAAAAACUUUUUCACUGAGAUUUAAUUUAAAUACCCAUUUACGUAGUCACAAAGGUGGAAAACCUUACAAGAUGGCAAUUAUUUGAAACUUUCCGGUCCUGUUCGUUUAUGUUAAUCGAUGCUAAAGUUUGGCAAAUGCGCCUACUGUUUUAACCUACUUUUAAUGUGGCGACUAAUCUCUGCAUUUUUUUGUUAGCUGUUAACUUUAUUUUUUUAUAAAGGCAGUUUGAUUUGUUUCCAACAAAUUAGAGAUUUCCAGGGAUUCGAACAUUCUAGAAAUCGAGAGAGUGUAUAUAAAUGAAUCUUUAGCACCCGUAAUAGUCAGUAAAAAUUUUAUGUCUCUGUGAACACAUCGGCAUAAUUAAAAGUAAUCCAAACGGUGAAUUUGGAUAAAUUAGUUUGUUAAGUAUUAGUGAAUAGUUGAGUGUAUUUGUUGUUAUUUUAUAAAUAAAUAAUUCAGUAAGAUUUA
Diorhabda carinulata is the source of this 3032-nucleotide messenger RNA. RefSeq names its product zinc finger protein 845-like. Lineage: Eukaryota; Metazoa; Arthropoda; Insecta; Coleoptera; Chrysomelidae. Gene Ontology annotation, biological process: regulation of DNA-templated transcription. The transcript is spliced from 2 exons. The record is from RefSeq and is a predicted model, not a curated record. Gene Ontology annotation, molecular function: DNA-binding transcription factor activity, RNA polymerase II-specific; RNA polymerase II cis-regulatory region sequence-specific DNA binding. Bases 145 to 2649 code for a protein of 834 amino acids.